This is a messenger RNA of Aspergillus calidoustus, 1894 nucleotides long. The record is from the annotation of a GenBank genome assembly. NCBI's taxonomy places the organism in Eukaryota, Fungi, Ascomycota, Eurotiomycetes, Eurotiales, Aspergillaceae.
CCCUAACUCCGAUGAGCCCUCAUCGGGCUACCCCCCCUGGGUUAGGACCUCGGACAUAUAUAGGGUAACCGUUGAUGGGCAACUAGCGUGAACUGAAGGAGUUCCAGGAGUGCCGAACAAACGAAGGUUCUUGCGGAUGGUUGAUACAGACCGCCUAUCGCAUCCCACGCUUAUCGCUUUCUGAGACGAGGUGAAUUUUCUGCUACGUAUCAUAUGAACAAUUUUUGUACGCUUUAAGGGCUUCAGGCGUCGUGCCAUUUUGCAGCAGAUGCAUGAAUCAGAGACGUCGGUGUGAUGUCGUCUCGAGUUCAGCUUCCGUAGACACGCAAACACAUCAAACACAUCAAACAAUCAACGAUUUCUUGUCUUAGGCUGCAUCGGCUAACUAACUAAUAAGAGUUCAGCUUGGCCAGGCCGUCAACGCCAACCAAUUUUGAUUAGAGCAAACAUGUCAAACCACCUGGCUGCCCCUUACAAUUCAAUCUCCUGCUGCCUCAGGCUUCAAUUGGAAAGCGGGGUAGCUCCAGGUGCAGGUCAUGGAGACUCGCAAGACAAAGCUUGGCGUGGACCAUCCUGACACGCUGAGGAGUCACCUGGACCACUUUCAAGAUGCCUAGAAACAUUGAUUCUUGGCAGCGUAAGCUAAUUAUAUAGCUUGAUUGCUAUCCGUAUUAGCAUGAUCCUAACUAAUGGAUUGAGCUAGAAUCGGAUAUUCAUUAUAGCAGUUUUGUUCAAUGCGGUGUUCUUCGAAAUCUUUUCCAAUUAAUUCACAACGAGGAUUAGCUGGCUAUGAUAUUAUUUUUUUAAAUAAUAUGGGCUGUUGGUUUCAGCUCCACCAAACCGCAGGACCUGAGCCAAUCAACAAGCCGCACAAAGGCUCACAGCACUAGAUUCGGCAAAUAGGCAACGCAUGACGAGCUGAGUCCUGCCUUGGAUUUGCUUACUCUCCCAUUUGCUGGCUGGCCUUUUUCAGCCAGCCACAACCUAAACUCUACAGUAAAUUCUUAUCGUGGCUAGCGAUACGACCAUGGUGAAAAGCUCAGCUGAGGGAAUUUACGCCUUCAGCCGCCGGGUGGAGGCUUUUGGUCAUAUGACGCCCACAGGAAAGAAUAUUUAAAAGCUGGACGUUUUGGCGCACUUUCAAGUGAAGCCCAAACACUGUAUAGCAGGAAAAAAUCAAUCAUCAUGCCAUUCACCGAAGGGACGAGAGUCAUAUAUCCUACUGAGAACGGAAGUGGUAGUGUCGGCACCGUCAAAAGCUUCGAGAAUGGGAUAUACCGUGUCGAAGCAAAAGAUGGCAAGGCUGUUGAACUUGAAGAGGCGAAAGUAAAGGAGUUUAAAGCGGGGGAUUUUAAGCCCCAAGAAUCGGGAUUUAAGCACAAGGGCGCGAUGCUCGGCGGUUUCGGGUUUUAGGCAGAAAAGACCGUAUCUGAUUAGUACUGUAAAGGCGGUGUGAUGAUAGACAGCUUCUGCUUGCUAGCGACUUUUGGCUCUUAUUAUAGCGUUGCGGGUAGAUUCGGAGGCUGCUUCCGAAGCCUUGAUUCCUCAGUAAGGGCCGUACGAAGGCUCAAAGCCAAGGACAAGGUCGCGAUAGUUCAGUUGUCAGAAUUUGGCGGAAGGCAGGAAAGAUGUGUGUGAGGUUGAAAAGCGUGGUUGAUCUGCCACUUAACGUAAUUCACGGUCGGUCCGAUCACCACGGUCUGUCCGAUCACCCACCAAAAAUCAUCGCGCGUUCAACGCGUAAUUAUUCAACCACCAACCAUGCCACGAAAACCGCGUCAAUCUCGUCGAAGUUUAGCUAAGCAAGAGGGGAGGAUUCAACUUGUAAUACAAGCUUUAAAAAAGGGCGAAAUUCUGAGUAUUUAUUAAGUAAUAGAAGUUUUUAAUAUACCCU